AUGAAGGAAAAGUGCAGGAUCCAGAUUGAGAAGAGUGCUUUCGUCAUGGGAUGUGUUGACGAGACGGGCACGCUGCGAGGACAUUCCAUUCAGACGGAAGGAUCUCGAGGUAAGAAUAAAGCAGUUCUUCCGCAGAUCUUUCUUCAAAUGAGUGAUCGAAAGUAUGGGAAUAAAACCACGAUUAUCCAAGGCGUCUGCUUCAUUGGUCGCAAUCCAUCGCUACAUGCAGGCGACAUUCGUGUUGUCGAAGCGGUCGACACUCCCUGCCUGCGGCAUCUGAAAGACGUUGUCGUGUUUCCCUCCAAAGGUGAUCGUUCGCUCCCAAGCAUACUUUCUGGGGGUGACCUGGAUGGUGACGAAUAUUUCGUCAUUUGGGAUUCCACGCUUGUGCCCAAAAUCUGGAACUCUCCGCCGAUGCACUCUACACCCGUCACUCCGCAAGACUUGGAGAGGGGUGUCGAGGUGGAUGACUUGCGCAACUUUGCGGUCAAGUAUAUGAAGAAUGACUGUUUGGGUUUUGUUGCAGUCGCGCAUCUCGCGCAUGCGGAUGCUUUGGGCUUGAACCAUCCUAUAUGUUUGCAGCUCGCCAAACUUCACUCGCAGGCCGUCGACUACCUGAAAACGGGUGUGCCCGCAGAAUGGAACAGAGCCAGAUACCAACCAAGCAAAUGGCCGCACUUUAUGCAGAGAAACAGCUGCACGUACCCGUCGCACAAGGCACUGGGCAAGCUCUACAAUCGCGUGGCCGAAGAAAAUUUUGACUACGUUCCCAGCUGCGAGGACGAGUUUGAUUCGAGAAUUACCCAAAGAUUUGACUUUACCGACGAGAUCCUCGCCUCGGCUAGGAACCUCAAGCAGCAGUAUGAUGUGGCUGUGCGGCGUCUGCUGAAGCAGUUCCGCGUCGCGACCGAGUUUGAGCUCUACUCUGGCUGGGCCAUGUCCAAACCGGCCGUCGGCUCAGACUAUAAGCUUCAGGAGGAUCUCGGUCAACAGUUUGACACGGUCAAGCAGCGAUUUCGUGAAAUGUGCAUCCAAGAGGCGGGAAUUGCCGGUGGCAGCAAACUGGAGGAGCUUGUGGCUGCCAUAUACAAGGUGACAGAAGACGAGGCCAAAGAUUUCCUGGCCGAGGCCGAGGCAGAAGGGGAGGCUUUGGAGUACUCGCCCAAGGCCAUGCCUCUCAUUAGCUUCCCGUGGAUCUUUCACUGGGUUCUCGUAAAGAUUGCCAUGGGCCACAGCUACCAACCGAGUAAGACGAGUUUGGCGGCAGCUACUCGUCCAACGCCAAUGGCGACGGCCGCGCCACCUCAACAAGAGGACCAUACUUCUCAAGGAAUUGAUACUCCCUUUGUUGAAGAGCCAAGGAGAUCGAUUGAGGUGCCCAAGGAAGCAGUCAAGGUCGAUGGGGAAGCCGACCUCAUAGAUUUUGACGCUAUCCGCACCGAGCCCGCAACGACAAGGUGCAACACUCCAGAAGAGUCGACCGAGUAUACCCCGUCCCGCAGCGCGGUCUCGAGCCGCAUAGAGGGCAUAGAGUCAAAGGUGAAUCAGCUGCUGCGGCUCUAUGAGGACUCUGACGGGGAUUGA
This is a messenger RNA of Beauveria bassiana ARSEF 2860, 1584 nucleotides long. Its product is annotated as RNA dependent RNA polymerase. The record is from RefSeq and is a predicted model, not a curated record. The transcript is spliced from 2 exons. NCBI's taxonomy places the organism in Eukaryota, Fungi, Ascomycota, Sordariomycetes, Hypocreales, Cordycipitaceae. Gene Ontology annotation, biological process: siRNA processing. Gene Ontology annotation, molecular function: RNA-directed RNA polymerase activity. Gene Ontology annotation, cellular component: nuclear RNA-directed RNA polymerase complex. Bases 1 to 1584 code for a protein of 527 amino acids.